CUUCUAACAAUUAAACAGUUUUAUUAUUUUAACACUUAAACUAUAUAGAACUUUUCAACUUAGUGCUCCAAGAUAAAUCCAGUUAUGUAAUGUUAAAAGGUUAUCAGAAGUGCAGUGCGGCCCUUCAUACACAAGUUCCACAAAAGUUUUUUAUGCGGCGCCUUCAGUCUCAUGCGUUUAGUUUUUCAAUUAUGACAAGGAUGAGCGGGUAUAAACCUCACCCUUCUGUACUGUUCUCCAUUAGGCGUUGCAUUAUUAACGUACGUGUACACCCCUACAGGAUGCUUCUUGCAAUUUAAGUGAUCUUUUGUGACACGCGAUGAUUUACCAUUUUAAACGUGAAAAGGAGGAUAUUUAGUAUCUUUAUAGAUGUCAACAUGGACGGUACGAAUUCAGCAUAUAAAGACUACGAAUGGGCUAUUGAAUUAAAUCGGCUCAGUUUAACAUUGCUCGGUAUUUGGCCAGAGAACCACGAAACAAAGCAGAAAAAAUUAAUAUCGGACAUACGUGUGAUCAUUACAUUAAAUCUAAUUACCUGGAUCUGCUUUAUUCCAUCUCUACACUCAUUGCUGAAGAUUUACGAUGACAUAAUGUCGACAAUCGAUAAUUUACAGUACACCUUGCCGCUUUUUAUGGCCAUGAUAAAAUUGUUCAUUAUUUGGCAAAAAAAAUAUGAUAUUCUACCUCUAUUAAAUAUGAUCAAAGACGAUUGGUUGAGACCAAAGACGUCAGAGGAAAGGAACGUUAUGAUAAAACAAGCGCGAAUCGCACGUAUUAUAACGAUAGUCGGUUACUUCGUAAUGUUACUAACUCUCAUCUUUAGCGUUGUUUUUCCCCUAUUUGGUUUUUCAAUCAGAUAUAGGACAAACAGAACAGACCCGGACAAGUCUUUGCCGAUUCAAACAUAUUACAUCUACGAUAAAGACAAGAGUCCAUUUUUCGAAAUAACGUAUAUUCUACAGAGUAUUUCAUUAGUACUGCUCGCCUUCAUGUAUUCUAGUCCGGACAGCUUCCUGAGUUUGCUAGUUUUUCAUGUGUGUGGUCAGCUGGAAAAUCUCAAGAAACGUGUAAUAGAUUUGGAUAAGUUUCAGGACUUCAGGAAUGUCCUAUCAUACAACGUUAGGAAUCAUAUACGUCUAAUCAGAUCUAUCAAUAUCAUUGACAAUGUGUUUACUAUAAUACUGCUAGGAGCACUCCUUUACUUUGGCAUAUUAUUCGCUUUUUACGGUUUUUUAUUUGGUACUAUGUUUAGCCGAGGUACAGAUGUUCCUGUAACACGUUUAACUUUCAUCGUGAUAGUAUCUUUAAAUUUUUUUGCGCAUAUGUGUCUCUACUGUGUUGUAGGUGAAAUUUUACUUGCACAAUGCGAGGCAGUGUACGAGGCUACCUAUGAAUACAAGUGGUACAUGUUGGAACCGAAAGAAGCGAAACAUCUAUUGAUGAUAAUGAUUCGUGCCAAUAAGCCGUUGUAUCUCACUGCAGGAAAACUGUUUCCUAUGACUAUGGCCCUGUUUUGUAACGUCUUAAAGACAUCAGGUGGUUAUAUAUCGGUUUUGUUGGCACAUCGGGAGUAAAAUAAGAAAUCUACAAAAAAUUAUCCGUAUCAAAUUAGUAGACAACUAGAUUUAUUAUGAAAUCCAAGAGUCUGACAGAUUAUAAAGAAACCAAACCAUUCAGAUAAAAUUACAAAUGACAGGGAAGAAUUUUUUUAAUUGAAUUUGGAUCUGCAUAGCAAAAUCAAUGUGUGCCGAGAAAUCAUUCUUCAGCGAGAACAUACGACUAAGUGGUAUAAACUCUCCAUGAAGUACGAUGAUAUUCUACAUAGAACAAUUUAUGUUUUCUAAAUGAUUUACCUGGAAUUUACAGAUAUGUGCGCUCCACUAAAUCAAGAUCAAUGAUAUUAUUCACCAGUUUGCACAGAAAUUCCAAGUCCAUUAAAACUCUACGAUUUUUAAUGUUAACUGAUUUAGUUCCUUUAACAAACAAUCAUAAUUCUGCUUAAAAAAUCUCAUCAGUUUAUGCAACUUACAGAUAACACGACGAAGAAACUUUUGUAUAUCUUGUCCAUAUCUGUCAUCAUCUAUAUCCUAUUCGCAUAAAAAUCAAUAUUUUUCAAACUAUUCUUUGAGGAGUUUGAAACUCGUUAAUAUAAAGUGAUGUCAUUAUGUAUAAAAUCGUCAAUUAAAUUAGACAUCGCAAAAUAAUAUGAAACUUCGUAAAUAUAACAUACUUAAUGUAUUGAAUAUUUUUGAAAGGUUAUAUAUCUAAUAUACAACCUAUAGGUAAUACUAAUAUAUCUAUAUUGCAAUAUUUCAAAUUGUUUCCCGUGUAUCAUUUGUAUAUACAAAUGCUGACAUAAAAUCUGAAAGAGUUAA
Ooceraea biroi (clonal raider ant) is the source of this 2375-nucleotide messenger RNA. RefSeq names its product odorant receptor 43a. Lineage: Eukaryota; Metazoa; Arthropoda; Insecta; Hymenoptera; Formicidae. Gene Ontology annotation, cellular component: plasma membrane. Gene Ontology annotation, biological process: sensory perception of smell; detection of chemical stimulus involved in sensory perception of smell. The record is from RefSeq and is a predicted model, not a curated record. Gene Ontology annotation, molecular function: odorant binding; olfactory receptor activity.